This is a messenger RNA of Jatropha curcas, 2214 nucleotides long. It is a transcript of the gene KIN11, whose product is annotated as SNF1 kinase homolog 11. Gene Ontology annotation, biological process: intracellular signal transduction; protein phosphorylation. Gene Ontology annotation, cellular component: cytoplasm. Lineage: Eukaryota; Viridiplantae; Streptophyta; Magnoliopsida; Malpighiales; Euphorbiaceae. The record is from RefSeq and is a predicted model, not a curated record. Gene Ontology annotation, molecular function: protein serine/threonine kinase activity; protein binding; ATP binding.
CAAAACAAAAUAAAAUUUGUUGUCAUUUGAGAAUCUCUGCAACUCCUCGUCUAGGGAGAAGAGAGAGAAUUAGCAAAAAGAAAAAAUAAUUUUCUCAAACGCUUUUUUGAUUUUAACAAACGAAUUAGUCGCAAUAAAAAUCUUAAUCAAAGACCCUUUUUGUAAUUUUCUGUUUCUUUCUCUCUCUCUUCUAUUCUUUUCUCUUUGAGCUCGAUUGUGUCCAUCUUUGGCCCUCCUUUGAUUCUCCGCUUCUCGGAAAAAUGGAUGGGUCAAAUCACCGAAGCAGCAGUAGUGUUGAUGUGUUUUUACCAAAUUAUAAGCUUGGUAAAACUCUUGGAAUUGGUUCCUUUGGCAAGGUGAAAAUAGCAGAGCAUGCAUUGACUGGCCAUAAAGUUGCCAUCAAGAUACUAAAUCGUCGCAAAAUAAAAAACAUGGAGAUGGAAGAAAAAGUGAGAAGAGAAAUAAAGAUAUUGAGGUUGUUUAUGCAUCCUCAUAUUAUAAGACUGUAUGAGGUUAUAGAAACACCAACUGAUAUAUAUGUUGUAAUGGAAUAUGUGAAGUCUGGAGAGCUCUUUGAUUAUAUUGUGGAGAAAGGUAGGCUGCAGGAAGAUGAAGCACGUAAUUUCUUCCAGCAGAUAAUAUCUGGUGUAGAAUAUUGCCACAGGAAUAUGGUUGUUCACAGAGACCUUAAGCCUGAGAAUUUGCUUUUAGAUUCAAAAUGCAAUGUGAAGAUAGCAGAUUUUGGGUUGAGCAAUAUAAUGCGAGACGGUCAUUUUCUCAAGACGAGUUGUGGAAGCCCAAACUAUGCUGCCCCGGAGGUAAUAUCUGGGAAACUGUAUGCUGGCCCUGAAGUGGAUGUAUGGAGCUGUGGUGUUAUAUUGUACGCUCUUCUUUGUGGUACUCUUCCUUUUGAUGAUGAAAACAUUCCCAAUCUCUUUAAGAAAAUCAAGGGUGGGAUAUAUACUCUUCCUAGCCAUUUAUCACCUGGUGCAAGAGAUCUGAUCCCAAGGAUGCUUGUCGUUGAUCCAAUGAAGCGAAUGACGAUCCCUGAAAUCCGUCAGCACCCUUGGUUCCAGGCUCGUCUUCCACGUUAUUUGGCUGUUCCUCCACCAGAUACAAUGCAACAAGCUAAAAAGAUUGAUGAGGAGAUUCUCCAGGAAGUGGUCAAGAUGGGAUUUGACAGGAAGCAACUUAUUGAAUCUCUUAGCAAUAGAAUACAGAAUGAUGCUACUGUUGCAUACUAUUUGUUGUUGGACAACCGAUUCCGUGUUUCCAAUGGUUAUCUCGGAGCUGAGUUUCAAGAAAUAAUGGAAUCUGGUUUCAACCGUAUGCAUGCAAAUGAACCUACUUCUCCAGCCGUUGGGCACCGCCUUCCAGGUUACAUGGAUUUUCCAGGAACAGGUUUAAAAUCACAGUUUGCGGUCGAUAGGAAAUGGGCACUUGGACUUCAGUCACGAGCCCACCCUCGUGAAAUAAUGACAGAAGUCCUAAAAGCUCUACAAGAACUGAAUGUGUGUUGGAAGAAAAUUGGUCACUACAAUAUGAAGUGCAGGUGGAUUCCUGGUAUUCCUGGUCAUCAUGAAGGCAUAGUUAAUGACCCUGUGCAUAAUAAUUUCUUUGGGGAUGAAUCCAGCAUCAUUGAGAACGAUGGAGUCAUUAAAUCACCUAAUGUGGUGAAGUUUGAAGUGCAGCUUUACAAAACUCGCGAGGAGAAAUACCUACUUGACUUGCAAAGGGUACAGGGUCCCCAGUUCCUGUUCUUGGAUCUUUGUGCAGCUUUUCUUGCACAACUCCGAGUCCUUUAGAGUGACAAAUUGUAGGCUCUCAAGAAGAACUCUGCCCAUAGAUAUCUCUUGUUAUGCCUGUGAAUAAUAAAUCACGGUGUAAAUAACUGUCCUUCAGUCUGAUUCUUGCUUUGACCUUUCUUUCUUUUUCUUUUCCUUUUUCUUUUUCUUUUCAAUUUCUCCCUCAAUUUUAUAUGGGUAAUUGCUGUGUAAUACCAACAUCCAACACUGAAGUUGGCUAAAUCACUAGUAGUCUGUUUUUGAAAGCCUGCUGUCUCUUUAGGACUUGAAAUAUUAAACCUUAUGGCGAAUUUUAUAAUUUCUGAGAAAGGAUAUACCUCCUCUUCUACUUUUGAGAAAAUAUGUAAUUAAUCUUCUGUUAUUUCUGCAUGUAACUGUUCUUCUAAUGGUAUUAUUCUAAAUUGUUUCA